AUGGCUUGCAACCACUUCGCAAAUAUAAAACCACAACAGCUUAGAAAGGUUUUGCCUAAUUUAAAUAUAGGCCAGUGUGAAAGCUGCCAAGAGAAAAAUUCUUGACUUUGCUUAAAUUGCUAUUCCCAAGGCUGUGGCCGCUAUCAAUUAGGACAUGCUGAGAAGCACUCUCUUACUAAAAAGCAUGCCAUCGCGAUUUCUACUGACUCUUAUGACGUAUGAUGCUAUUUGUGUGACGAUUCUCUGUCAAAUUUAGCAGAAACAUUUGAAAGUGAAAGCAAAAAGGACCGAGCUUUAGAAAUGAUAGAUGAUAUAAAAACUGUGCUAAUGAAUUUUAAAGCUAAAUCUAACAAAAAGAAAGGGAGAGAUGAAAAAAUUCUGAACAAGCCACCAGUAGAAAUAAAAAAAAUCGUACAAGAAAAGAAAACGCUAAAGCCAGAAGCCAGAAAAGUGGAUAAUGACGAAGAAGAAAUCAACCAAAACGAAGAAGAAACUAAAGAGCCUCCACGAGAAGUCGAAAAACCAAGAAUUACGGUAAGAGGGCUCAAUAACUUAGGCAAUACUUGCUUUUUCAACUCAGCCUUACAAUGUUUAAACGCGACAGUUCCUCUUGCAGAGUAUUACCUUAAUUCAAUAGAAGAAAAAGAACUAGGAGGGAUCAAUAUGAUUUUUGCUCAGACCUUGAACGAAAUGCGGUUUGGCCGUGGUCCAUAUAACCCAAGGCUCUUGCAUUCAUCAAUAACAAAGCGUUUUGCUCAAUUCCGAGGAUAUGGCCAACAAGAUUCUCAUGAGCUUCUGAGAUCGCUACUUGAUGCUUUAUCGACUGAGUUCACAAAAUUUCAUCAUGAUCCUAAUAAUAUUGUUGAGCAAACCUUUGGAAACAAGCUUAUGAGCACUGUAAGAUGCCUGAACUGUCAAACUGUGUCUAGAACUUUUGACCCAAUUUUAGAUCUCUCACUAGAAAUCCCAUUAAAAAAAGUUCCUAUAUCAGACGAUGUUAAUAAUGAAUUUACCUUGAUCCCUCCAGAGCAGCUGCCUGAAAUAUUCCGAGACCAGCAGCUAUAUGAGCCUGUAGUUGGCCAUUAUCAUGACCCAGAUACUCUUUUAGGCUGCCUAGAAGAUUUCAUGUGCCGUGAAGACCUCAAAGACAACAAAAACCUCUACAAAUGUGACGAAUGCAAAAGGGAAACCCAAGCCACACGCACAUUUUUAUUAUAUGGAGCCCCAAAAGUCCUAGUUUUACACCUUAAGCGAUUUUCCCACAAAGGCCGAGGAUUCCAAAAAAUCGGGACCCAUAUACGUUUUGGCUUUGACCUGGAUAUACACAAAUUUGUGAUUAAGCCUGGAGAAAACACCCGUUACAGCCUUUUUGGGGUCGUUGUACACUCAGGAAGUAUGCUUGGCGGGCACUAUAUCGCUUUUGUAAAGCACAACAAUGCCUGGUACCAUUGUUCAGACACCCACGUUUCCCAAGUUUCCGAGACACAAAUUGUAAAAGCUGAAGCUUAUAUUUUAUUUUACAAGCAAAAUUCAGAAUAA
Molecule: messenger RNA, 1539 nt
Organism: Blepharisma stoltei
Lineage: Eukaryota; Ciliophora; Heterotrichea; Heterotrichida; Blepharismidae
Source: the annotation of a GenBank genome assembly